AUGAAAAGUCAAUUGCCUUAUAUAAAAAUUGGAUUGUAUAUAAAUGCGACAAGUGUGAUACAUUAUAGCAGUAAUUCGGCGACUCCAAAUUCUUGGUAUGAUAUUGUUAUGCUAAAUGAAGUUGUGGAUUACUACGUAAUUGGAUUUGAACAGUUUAAUGAAUGUACUGAUGCUCUUUUAAAGGGUGGAGUUACUCCUAUGGAUUCAUCAGAUCCAAAUGUUAAUACCUUAAAUAAACUUAAAGAUGCCUUACUAAUGACAAACAUUACGAAGGAUAAGCUAUAUUUAGAAUAUUUAAUAAAUCCUACUGUAAAGAAAAUAGAUGAAAAUACAUUUAAGAAAUGUGAAAGAUCAUAUAACGAGUAUUGUGAAAAUUCUGGUUAUAAAUAUAGAUGGUGUGCCGAUAAUCAACAAACAUUUUUUGAUAAGGGUGUGUUCGCCAAACAAUAUGCAAACGGGUUCAUAGCAAGAGAAAUAGAUUUAGUCGAUCGCGAUCUAAAAUGCAAAUGUGAUGAAAAUAAGUAUGUGACGUUUUAUAUGGUAUUAAAUGGAUUUAAAGGAUUGAACAUGUUGCAUUGCGAUAAAAUAGAUGGCAGCUGA
Molecule: messenger RNA, 600 nt
Organism: Macrosiphum euphorbiae (potato aphid)
Lineage: Eukaryota; Metazoa; Arthropoda; Insecta; Hemiptera; Aphididae
Source: the annotation of a GenBank genome assembly